CGCCCCUUCCGCUAUGCCCGGCAUCUCCCUGGGAUUGUGUGCAGCGCAGUAGAGAGCCCGCCGUCCGAGAGAGAACCUUUUCUGCGCGGCUCUAAUCCUCGGAGAGCGGACCGUACUCUCCCCCUCAGACGCCAUGUCCAAGGAGAGGUUUCCAGCCGCGCCUAAAAGGAGCUCUGAGAAGACCGCCGCCGCUAGGGGCGCCCCGGGCUUAAAUGAAAUGCCCACAACCAACAUCAGCAAGACUCCAAUUCAGCUACUUCAUGAACAUGGAACAAAGACUAGCAACCCCCCCGUGUACACCUUGGAGAAGGCUGAAGGACAAGCCCAUAAUCCUAGUUUCACUUUCCGUGUUACUAUUGGUGAAAUAUCAUGCUCAGGGGAUGGGCCUAGCAAGAAGAUUGCAAAACAUAAAGCUGCAGAAUCUGCUUUGAACAUAUUAAGAGGAGAUGCCACUCUAAAUUUGCCUAUGACAGAACCCAUUACACGAGAUGUACCCAAGCAAACCGCUAAUCAGACUCAAGAAAAUCCUAUUGGCUCACUUCAGGAGCUUGCUGUACAAAAAGGAUGGAGACUUCCUGAGUAUUUUAUAUCUGAGGAAGCAGGACCGGCUCAUAAGAGGGAGUUCACCUUGUCCUGCAGAGUGGAAACUUUUGUAGAAACUGGAUCAGGUACAUCUAAGAAGGUGGCAAAGAGGAUAGCGGCAGAGAAGUUGUUGGCUAAACUACAAAGCAUUCCCACUGAUAAUCUCAAUAUCUCUUUGAAAAAGGGGAUUGUGAAUAACACUGGUUGUACCUGGGAGCACCUGAAAAGUUCACCCGGAGAGAAAAUAAACCUGCUGAAAAGAAGCCCGCUGAGUAUUCCCAACACAGAUUAUGUGACGAUGUUGACCGAGGUGGCAGAAGAGCAAGACAUCCGUGUAUCCUACUUGGAUAUUGAGGAACUUAGCGUCAAUGGACAGUUCCAGUGUCUUGCAGAGCUCUCCACCAGUCCAGUCACUGUAUGCCACGGAACAGGUCUUUCUUGUGGCAAUGCUCACAAUGAUGCUGCCCAUAAUGCUUUACAAUAUCUCAAAAUCAUGGCCGGAAGAAAAUGAAAGAUUAAUCUGGUCACGUCUUUUACCUCCCAUAAUAAAUUUAAACAAACAUGGCUGUACCAAAAGUUAAAGGUACCUUAUGUGAACAUGUUAUGUUGUAUGGAUAAAUUAAUUCCGAGUAUUAAAUGUCACAUUUAUUAUGCUUUUCAUUUCCUGAGAACCCAAAUGGGGUAUAAAUUGCUUUGUUUUUAAAAAUGUCAUUUAAAUUGCAAAAAAACUUGCAUACUUGAUUUGAGGAGAACAUAUCUGGUUGACGGAUUAUUUGAAGGACCUGUCCACUCUAAACUGUUUUAACUUUUUUUUUUAAAUAAACUUUUUCAGUAUUUGCUGACGAUUUGA
Molecule: messenger RNA, 1432 nt
Organism: Rana temporaria (common frog)
Lineage: Eukaryota; Metazoa; Chordata; Amphibia; Anura; Ranidae
Gene: PRKRA
Product: protein activator of interferon induced protein kinase EIF2AK2
Exons: 8
Coding region: 134-1093 (319 amino acids)
Source: RefSeq, a predicted model, not a curated record